Candidula unifasciata is the source of this 954-nucleotide messenger RNA. NCBI's taxonomy places the organism in Eukaryota, Metazoa, Mollusca, Gastropoda, Stylommatophora, Geomitridae. The record is from the annotation of a GenBank genome assembly.
AUGACAGUCGGAACAAUUUGUAGAGACGAUGGUGUGCGUGUGACAACAGACAAGGAGAAAGGGGAGGCUUUUCUCCAUAGGUUUAUAGCUCAGACAGAUCAUAGUGAUGUAGACAUCAGAGGUGCAGUUAGAAAGGAGUUUGCUGGCACCUUAAAAAAUAUGCAUUAUGAAGACAUGAUACAAGUGGAAGAUAUCAAACAAAUUUUGAAAAAAGCAAAAGACACUGCACCAGGGCCUGAUGGUGUCAGGUAUGGUCACAUGAAGGCUUUGAGCGAUGUAGACCUGGCGGAGAUGGCCGACUAUUUUAACCAGAGUAUUAAGACAGCAUCAGUACCGCAAGACUGGGUGCACAGCUAUCUAAUCCCACUACCAAAACCUUUUAAAGAUCAUUCUAAGCUUAGUGGCUUUAGAAUCAUCACCUUACAAAAUACAUUUUGGAAGGUCUUGGAGAAGAUAGUUGCUGUAAAGUUACAAGAAUUUUUGGAAAGGGGGAAGCUUCUCCCAAGAGGUCUGGGAAGUUUCAGGCCAGGAAAGGACACUUGGGCAAAUGCGGCCACUUUUGCUUUUGACGCCUGUGAAGGGUUCCAGAACAGACAGGAAACUAUAGCGGUAGGACUGGAUCUCGAGGAUGCUUAUAACAGAGUGAGAUACGACAUCUUAAUGACUGCACUGAGGGAGAAGGAGGUCAAUCCUUGGCUGGUGAAUUGGGUUGCAGCUGUCCUGUAUUCACGUCGGGUUGCUCUCCGACUGGGCUCAUGGACCUCUGAAACAUGCACUUUGGCCCCAGGACUGCCACAGGGAUCCGCCAUCUCGCCUGUGAACUUCAACGUCUAUACGAGCAAGAUUGCAAGCCUAGAAGCACCAGGAGUUGGAAGGAUACUGACUUUUGCGGAUGAUAUCCUUGCAUAUAGGCAGGGGGAAGAGAGGGAGCAAACAGCCCGGGAGCUACAAUAG